AUGCGAUUACCUAUCAUACAAAAAGAUUUUAUAGAGUUGGAGAAUGUAAGCUUUUCUGAAGACUACAUGGAAAAAAGACGUUCUUGUAGUUCUGAUUCCUUUACCUUACAAACUUCAACAGAAUUAACGAAUGAUAAGGAGUUGGAAAAUAGUAAACAUUUAUAUGUUCCUUCAAACCAAGUAACAUCAAUUGUAAUAGAAAGGUUUCGAACUCAAAAGUCAAUAAAAAGUGAAUAUAUUGAAGUUUGUGAUAUCGACGAUGACUCUGACAGUGAUCCCGUGGGAAAAAUCAAGAAACAAAAAAUACUUGAUAUUGGUGAUGUUCAUAGGGAAAGAAAUUUGGCAUACGAGGCAAUGCCUCCUUUAAUAAUAUCAGUAGUAGGAUUAAUGUUUGCUGGUUGGCUUCUAGAUUUAGUGCAACAUUGGCCAGUUUUUAAUGAAGUUCCCGAAUUAUUUGUUUUGGUACCAGUUCUAUUAAAUCUGAAAGGCAACCUUGAAAUGAAUUUAGCAUCUCGAUUAUCAACUUCGGCGAAUUUAGGUGAAUUAGAUAAGUCUUCUGUUCGGUAUGAAUUAAUUUGGGGUAAUCUUGCUGUUCUUCAAGUACAAUCAUUGAUUGUUGGUGCAGUUGCCGGAUUAUUUUCCUUUACGGAAGGAGUAAUCUUUCAUCCGAUUCACGUGAGUACUUACAGCGAAAUAAUGUUGAUAAUAGUUUCAUCAAUGGUAUGCGCAGCUUUAAGUAGCAUGAUUUUGGGAACUUUUAUGUGUAUUCUUAUAAUAUUAUCUCAAAGGUUUCGCAUAAAUCCAGACUUGCUCACCUUAAUUAUUCUUGCGAAUUGUGGUGAAUUUCUACUACGUUAUGUUCAAACUUAUAUUAGUACCAUAAUGUUCAUGAUAUUAGCAACUAGUGCAUUCUUAUGGAUACGUAUGGCCUGGGUUAAUAAAUAUGUACGAGAUCUAUUAAUAAAUGGAUGGACGCCGUUGUUCAUUGCGAUGAUUAUUUCAAGUGUGGCUGGUUUGGUUUUAGAAAAAUAUAUUGAACAAUAUACCGGACUGGCACUUUUAACACCUGUACUUAAUGGUGUCACUGGUAACCUUGGAUCCAUAUAUGCGUCAAGAAUAUCCACCCGACUUCACGGCGGUGGUGAAGAAGAUUAUCGUCGAUCCGAAAUAACACUGUUUCUUAUUCAUAUACCAAUUGAAGUUGGAUUUUUAAUUUUUGUAUGGUGGUCUGACGUUGGACAUGUCAACCUUUCAAUAAAUUUUUUAAUUAUUUAUCUAAUUGUCUCGGUUCUUUGUUUAAUGUUUACGCUCAUACUUGCAAAGAAAUUGACUCUUUGGUUAUGGAAUCAUAAAUAUGAUCCAGAUAAUUAUUCUUUGCCUUACAUAACUGCCAUAGUGGAUGUUAUAGGUACAGGAUUAUUGGUAUUAUGUUAUUGGGGAUUACAAUAUUUUUAG
Messenger RNA from Diversispora eburnea, 1455 nucleotides. The record is from the annotation of a GenBank genome assembly. Lineage: Eukaryota; Fungi; Glomeromycota; Glomeromycetes; Diversisporales; Diversisporaceae.